Molecule: messenger RNA, 363 nt
Organism: Paramuricea clavata
Lineage: Eukaryota; Metazoa; Cnidaria; Anthozoa; Malacalcyonacea; Plexauridae
Source: the annotation of a GenBank genome assembly
GGUAGAAUCUGCCCGGAAGAGAAAAAUCACGUACUGCAGCGUGAAUCAGGCCAAGAGUCCGAUAGUGAAUCGGUAUUAACCUCGACAGCGGCCGGACCGGAGACAAAGAAACGGUGGACCGACGAAGAUCCAUUGCUUGGCGAGAUUUCACAAACCCUCGAAGAAACUGAGAAAAUCUCACCUAAAAUAGCGCCGAAGCUGGCCAACAUCAUAAACAAGCGUUGGUUGAAAAGCUCACAGAUGAGCAGCUUAAAGAGAAGCAAAAUACACGUAAAUACUUUCGCCCUGAAAAUUGCGAAAGCAUCGUUCCAAAAGUUAAUCCAGAAAUCUGGAGCAAACUUGACCGCGCUACAAAGGGCGUGA